This is a messenger RNA of Gossypium raimondii (Peruvian cotton), 1573 nucleotides long. RefSeq names its product aspartyl protease AED3. Gene Ontology annotation, biological process: proteolysis. Lineage: Eukaryota; Viridiplantae; Streptophyta; Magnoliopsida; Malvales; Malvaceae. Bases 52 to 1359 code for a protein of 435 amino acids. The record is from RefSeq and is a predicted model, not a curated record. The transcript has a single exon. Gene Ontology annotation, molecular function: aspartic-type endopeptidase activity.
UCAAUUCUGAGGCACAGAAACUCAAUCCUUCGAAGUCGUAGCUUUGGAAGCAUGGACUUCAUAGCUACUAUCCUGUUUCUAGCUCUUGUCAUCUCCUCCACCAAAGCUUUGGACCCUUGCGGCCCUCAGCCAGAUGACUCGGACCUUUUGGUCAUCCCAAUCUAUGGCAAAUGUUCACCAUUCAACCCACCCAAACCUGACUCAUUGUUCAACACAGUCAUGAACAUGGCAUCAAAAGACCCAGCAAGGGUCAAGUACUUGUCGAGCCUUGUAGCCCAAAAGACCACUGCGGUUCCCAUUGCUUCAGGCCAACAAGUCCUAAACAUUGGCAACUAUAUCGUCCGGGUAAAGAUUGGCACUCCGGGUCAGCUCAUGUUCAUGGUAUUGGACACUAGCAAUGAUGUGGCUUGGGUCCCAUGCUCCGGCUGCAACGGGUGCUCAGCCACCACUUUCUCACCCAACACUUCUUCCACCUAUGGUUCGUUAGAUUGCGGUUUGCCCCAAUGCGCCCAGGUCCGUGGGCUGUCGUGCCCGGCUACGGGGUCUGCGGCUUGCUCUUUUAACCAAUCCUACGGUGGAGAUUCAUCAUUUUCGGCCAACUUGGUUCGAGAUUCCUUAGGAUUAGCCAAUGACAUUGUCCCAGAUUUUGCUUUUGGAUGUAUAAACGCCAUCUCUGGUGGAUCAGUACCACCGCAAGGACUGUUGGGUUUGGGUCGGGGACCCAUGUCACUUAUUUCACAAUCCGGGGCCCUCUACUCUGGUGUUUUCUCAUAUUGUCUACCCAGUUUCAAGUCCUACUACUUUUCGGGUUCUCUCAAACUCGGGCCAGUUGGACAACCCAAGAACAUUCGAACCACCCCACUCCUAAAAAGCCCACACCGACCUUCACUUUACUAUGUUAACCUAACCGGAAUAAGUGUAGGCCGGGUUCAAGUCCCCAUUGCCCCGGAAUACCUAGCGUUUAACCCCAACACCGGGGCAGGGACCAUAAUAGAUUCGGGUACGGUUGUAACCCGAUUCGUCCAGCCCAUUUACAAGGCAAUCCGAGAUGAGUUUGUGAAGCAUGUGAAAGGUCCAUUUACUGCCAUCGGAGUAUUUGACACAUGCUUUGAUGCUACAGCAGAAGCUGAGGCACCUUUAAUAACAUUACAUUUCGAAGGCUUGUCGAUGCCAUUGCCAAUGGAAAACAGCUUCUUACACACCAGUGCCGGGUCUCGGGCAUGCUUGGCCAUAGCACCGGUCCCCAACAAUGUGAACGCCGCCAUGAAUGUGAUAGCCAAUUUGCAGCAGCAGAAUCAUAGGAUUCUCUUUGAUGUCAUCAAUUCUCGCUUGGGAAUUGCUCGUGAAGCUUGCAAUUAGUUUCUUAUUGGCUUUAUUUUUUUUUUGCUUGUUCUUUGUUUGCUUUCUUGUCUUUAUGCGUAAGCUCUUUUUUUAGUGUUUUUAUAUGAUGAAAAAUAGGUUUAGUUAAUAAACAUCACAAAAAAAAAUCACCAUUUUGUGAUUAUAUAUGUAAUUUCUUUUAAGUUUUAAUUGUGAAAAGAAAUGGAAGUAACUUAACUAUACUAUUAGAAAA